AUGGCGCUGUCGGCGGUGCUCGCGAACGAGUCGACCAUCGUAAAUCAAUUCGCACCGUCGCUGGCGCAGCUGCUAGGGGGGACAGAGGUUCAGCUGUGCUCCUUAUUUGUGGGAUUCCACGACUGCUCGAACGAUUUCGAGCAGGUUGGCUGCGCCAUAAACUGUAACCCAGAUUCGGGCAACUACGUGCGCCAGUCUGAAGGGGUGGGCGCGAACCCCAUUUUCACGAUGUGCGACAGUUUUGCAACCAAGAUGUUCGACGACUGCAAGGGACUGCCAGUCCCCGGCACUGGGGCCACGUUUGGCCAGUUUCUCAACAGCAAGGAGCGCAUGCUGAACAAGUCGUUUGGUGCUAUCUUUUCAGCCCUCGGAUACCGCAGCACCUCUCUCGAGAUUGCGCCCGUGAGUAGUGUGAGAGUGCUUGGCAGAAACAGGAGCGGGGGAGGGUGGGGAGGGGGGCAGAGGGGGGGAGGGAGAAGUGGGAGGAUGGAGGGGUGCGUCGUUUCCAAGGCGUCUCUUGUGCGGCGUCUCUUCCAAGGCUUCUCAGGUUCAAGAAAAUUCCCGGAGAGGUCAGCUCAUCCAACGCAGUCAACGCGGUCAACGCAUUCAGCGAGGUCAACGCGGUCAACCAGGCCUGCUCGCCCAUCAGCGCAGUCAGCUCACUUCGGAAAGCUCACCAAUCCAGAGGCGGACAGCGUGCAAGCUCAGUUCGAGAAGGACAAAAUCGUCAUCAUGAGGAUCGCGGUGGUGGGCGGCACUGGCAACGUGGGGUCCAAGCUGGCUCAGAAGCUGUGCGCCGCGGGGCAUGACGUCGUGCUGACGUCACGCCAUCCGGGUGACGAGAAGACCGCCAAGGCACUAGCAUAUGUGAAGGAGGGGGGCAAGGGGGCGGCAACAGCGGCAGGAGUGGCAGAGGCGGUGGAAGGGGCUGAUGCUGUGAUUGUUGCCACGCCUGGAUAUGCCACUGCUGAGGAAUGGAGCAAGGUUGUGGUUCCCUUCUCAUCAUACGCGGGGGUGGUGCUAGAUGCGUCGAACCCCUUGACUGCAUGGCCGGGGUUGGAGAUCAGCGCGGAUCAGACAAAGCGACUGACCUGUUCUUCCUUGCCGUCCCUUUCUCUUCCUCCCUCUUUUUUCUCCUUCUCUUCUGUAGUGGCCCCCUUCGCUUCAUACACGGGAGUGGUGCUAGAUGCGUCUAACCCCUUGUCUGCAUGGCCGGGGUUGGAGAUCAGUGUGGAUCACAGAACCACCAGCGGUGCAGAGGAGUUGAAGAAGGCCCUUCCUAACGCACACGUGUACAAGGCGUUCAACUCGGUGGGAGCAGAGCUCAUGGUGACACCAACGCUGGGAGGCAAGCCCAUCGCCAUGCUCUUUGCUGGUUCUGAGGAUGCGGGUGCCAAGGAGACUGCCAGUAAGAUCAUCUCAGCCGUUGGAUUCCGCCCUGAGUACGUCAUCUCAGCCGUUGGAAAUCGCCCCGAGUACGUGGGACCGUUGCUCCUCAACUACCAACCCCCUCAUGCGCAUAUGCAUCCCCCCAUCAUGCCAUGUCUUCCUCCCUCCCUUGCCCUUGGUCAGAUCAUCUCAGCCGUUGGAUUUCGCCCCGAGUAUGUGGGACCGCUACGCAACGCGCGUAAUCUGGAGAGCCUGGCGGAGCUCUGGGUGCACCUGGCCAUCAAGCAGGGGUGGGCGAGGGAUGGGUUCGCGUUCGACAUUCACAAGGCGUAG
Closterium sp. Naga37s-1 is the source of this 1722-nucleotide messenger RNA. NCBI's taxonomy places the organism in Eukaryota, Viridiplantae, Streptophyta, Zygnematophyceae, Desmidiales, Closteriaceae. The record is from the annotation of a GenBank genome assembly.